Molecule: messenger RNA, 2871 nt
Organism: Adelges cooleyi (spruce gall adelgid)
Lineage: Eukaryota; Metazoa; Arthropoda; Insecta; Hemiptera; Adelgidae
Gene: mirr
Product: homeobox protein caupolican
Exons: 5
Coding region: 465-2006 (513 amino acids)
Biological process (GO): neuron differentiation; regulation of transcription by RNA polymerase II; cell development
Cellular component (GO): nucleus
Molecular function (GO): RNA polymerase II cis-regulatory region sequence-specific DNA binding; DNA-binding transcription factor activity, RNA polymerase II-specific
Source: RefSeq, a predicted model, not a curated record
UGUCAGCGUGUGCGUUCGUACGUUCGUCCGUUCGUUCGCCCCUGCCCGUUCAUCGUUAUCGCCGUCGUCGCCGUAGUCGUAGCCGUAGCCGCCGCCGCCGGUGAGUUGUAAGCACUUUUACGCCGCCGACCUGUCGUUACUACCGAUCGUACAAGUCUGUAUAUAAUUCGAAUUGGGAAUACAUCACGUUAUGAAGACUGUAACGGCCGAUUGUCGUUAACGGGGUUGUUAUACAUUUUUGUUUUAAUACUUGCGCCGUUUUUUUUUUUCGGUGUUACGCGUCGUUUUUUUUCUUAACGAGUUUUUCGGUAUAAUUGUUGUUUUUUAUUUGUGUGAAAAAACUUAACGCCAAAGUCGUGCCAGAUGACACGGACCCAUCGCCAUAGCAGUUGCAUCGCGACGACGCCGCCCGUGGUCUCGUAGCGGUCCCACGAAAAGUUUUCAAAACGGGUUUUCCCCGUACCAUGACUUCACAGUUUUCUCAGCAACUCGCCAAAAAUAUUGCUCACCAGACCGCAUCGUUAGCGCCGCAGCCGCCGCCGUCUCUUCAGCAACAGCCGCCACCGCCGCCGCCGUCUUCGACGUCGUCCAGCAGCCCGCCGCCGUCGCACACCAGACACUCGUCCGCGUCGCCCACCCGGCCGUCAGCGGCCGCCGUGGUGACGUCCUCGGCCACAUCCGCCGCAGUCACGGCCCCGUCCACCGCCUCAGGCGGCAGCCCCACGACGGUUUCGACCGCAGUCAGCACGUCCACAGGCCCUCGGUGCUGUGACACCGGUCGUCCGAUCUUCACCGAUCCCAUUACCGGCCAAACCGUCUGUUCGUGCCAGUACGACCUGCUCAGCUACCAGAGACUGGCCGCAUCCGGCGUACCGGCCUUGUCCAUGUACACCGCACCGUACCCCGAAGGCAUGGCCGCCUACUUUCCGGCCCUCGGCUCCGACCAACCUCCGUUUUACUCCGCCGCAGCGGCGGGACUAGAUCUCAAAGAGAACCUGGCAGCUGGAGCUUCAUGGCCGUACCACUCGGUCUAUCACCCCUAUGACGCGGCGUUCGGAUACCCUUUCAACGGGUACGGCAUGGAUCUGAACGGUGCUCGCAGAAAGAACGCCACCCGGGAGACGACCAGCACGCUAAAGGCGUGGCUCAACGAGCACAAGAAAAACCCGUACCCGACCAAGGGCGAAAAAAUCAUGUUGGCCAUCAUUACCAAGAUGACACUUACCCAAGUGAGCACGUGGUUCGCCAACGCCAGAAGACGGUUGAAAAAAGAGAAUAAAAUGACUUGGGAGCCCAGGAACAGGGUAGAAGACGAAGACAACAACAACGAGGAAGACCGCAAGACUCCCGACCAUAAAGAUAUCGACUGUAAAGACUCGGGAACGGGAUCCAGCGAGGACGGUGACCGGCCUGGGGCCAACCACACGGGCAGCGAGUGGAGCGAAUCUAGGGCCGACAGCGGGCCGGACUCGCCGGAGCUUUUCGAGAGACCGCCGCCGCCUCAUUUCCUACACCAUCCAUCGCCGUACCAUCACUACCCGGCCGCCAUGGCCGCACACCAUCACCGAUUCCCGUCGGCGUCGCCGCCCGCACCGCCGGCAGGCCUGUCCCAGAGCAGCGCGCCCAAACCCCGCAUCUGGUCGUUGGCCGACAUGGCCAGCAAAGACACCACGGCCAUGAGCACGUCGCCCACCCCGCCGACGCCCCCGUCGAUGGCCCACGGGCCCUUUGGCAAACCCGGCUCCGAACACAGGCGGCCGCCCGCCGCGCCCGUACCAUCGUUACCGCCAGGUUUUGCCCGGCACGAGCUGUACCGGUCGUUCUACGACGAUCCCGCGUACAGGCCCUUCGGCGCCGGCACGUCCGCGUCUGUGUUUCCGUCGGCCAUGGCCGCCGCAGCCGCCGCUGCCGCCCACAACAAUCACCACACUGUGGCGGAACCGUCGCCGGCCUCGUCGUCGGACGCCGAGUCCAUCGUACAGGUACAGCAGGCCGAACGGGCCUAAUCACCACCGGCUCCAAAAAUCUCAAGAAAAUAUUUUUUAAAACAAAGAAACGGAGCGAAAAAACUCGUAAAUCCAAAGAUAACAUAUUAUAUUAUAUUACUCGUAUGUAUAUUGUUAUAACUGUACAUUUUAUAAAUAGAUAACGUUUAAUAGUACCUAUAUUAUAUUAUAAAAAUACAUUUAAAUAUGUAUAUUGCAUGUAUAAUUGUGCAGACAAUAAGUUGAAUAAAAAUCUUGAAAAUAAAAAAGAUUAUUCCGAUACGUAUAUAAUAAUGAAAAUAAAAUAUUAUAGCAAAAUGUAUUUUAGGUGUAUGUGUAAUAUUUAAUCAUAUAUUUAUAUAGAGGACAGGCGUACUCGAGUCUGUCCGGUUUAAGACGACUGGACAAUCUUUUUACAUAAUUGCCGCGCACGAGGGAUGUGUUACAUUUUGUAUGUAUUCGUUAUUGUUUUUCGUUUCCAAAUAGGAAUUAUCGUACCGUAGUCUGUAACAGCCGUUAUGUGCGGUUAUAAAAGGCACGUGACAACUAUUUUGGAUUAAAAAAUAAAAAGUAUUCCCAUUUUUUGUUUUUUUGUAGUGAAAAAAGUAUUUACGACUAAAAUAGACAAAUGUAAAGACUAAACAAAAAUAGGUUAGGUACACAAAAAAAAAAACUCCUCGUGCAUCGUCACUCGUAUUAUUAUAUUAUGAUUACUAUUGUUUAAAAAUGUGUUUAGUGUAUAUUUAGCGGUUUUGUACAUUGUACGAUAUUAUAAUAUUUAUCUAUAGCAGUACGCGAUAUUAUUUUAUUUUGUAAUUAAUUGGAGAAAAAAACCCAUAUUGUUAUAGCUUUAAAUUUAAAUUAUUCUAUUAUGUUUUUUUUGUGA